Messenger RNA from Trichophyton rubrum CBS 118892, 3915 nucleotides. Its product is annotated as NADPH-cytochrome P450 reductase. NCBI's taxonomy places the organism in Eukaryota, Fungi, Ascomycota, Eurotiomycetes, Onygenales, Arthrodermataceae. Gene Ontology annotation, molecular function: flavin adenine dinucleotide binding; FMN binding; NADPH-hemoprotein reductase activity. The transcript has 2 exons. Bases 345 to 2429 code for a protein of 694 amino acids. Gene Ontology annotation, cellular component: cytosol. The record is from RefSeq and is a predicted model, not a curated record.
CACGGCUAAAAAGAACUAAGCGGCCGCCGAACGAAACUUUCAGCCGGAGAAUCAGAUAAUUCGAGCAAUAAUCACCCCAUAUAUUUUUUUUGAGCCGGCGCAAGAUCCAAAAAGAGGACGUGCCCCUCCUGACUUGCGUUGGACUGGCGGCGUCAACGGACACGUAUAUCGGAUCGACUUUGAUAAAGGGAAUCGAAAAUUGAGACCAGCCUUUUGUGUGCGUAUUCCGAGCCCCUGAGCCUUUGCAUUUAGGCAAUAGCAAAGCUACAGCAGACCUGCUCACAUAUUUUUCCUGUUUGCUUCUGCAUAUAGCUCGUCGAAAUAGCCGUUGGCCUCCAGGCAAAAUGGCGCAGGUUGAUACUCUGGACAUGCUUGUCCUGGCGGUCAUACUCGUUGGGACGAUAGCAUACUUCACCAAGGGCAAAUACUGGGCCGUCGUAAAGGACCCCUAUGCCUCCUCCUACGCCGCAACAAACAGCGCAAAGCAAGGUCAGACCCGGAAUAUCGUCGAGAAGCUCGAGGAAACCGGCAAGAACUGUGUCAUCUUCUAUGGCUCGCAGACCGGUACCGCCGAAGACUAUGCCUCCAGGCUGGCGAAGGAGGGAUCGCAACGCUUCGGUCUCAAGACCAUGGUUGCUGAUCUGGAAGACUAUGACUAUGCCUGCCUCGAUAAAUUCCCCGAAGACAAGGUUGCCUUCUUCGUCCUGGCUACCUACGGCGAGGGUGAGCCGACAGAUAACGCGGUCGAGUUCUUCCAGUUCAUUACCGGUGACGAUGCCAGCUUUGAAGACGGCGGAUCGCCGGAAGACCAGCCACUCUCCAAGAUGCGAUAUGUUGCGUUUGGUCUCGGAAACAACACCUACGAACACUACAACGCCAUGGUUAGAAUUGUGGAUAAGGCUCUGACCAAGUGUGGUGCUAAGAGGAUCGGUGAUGCUGGAGAAGGCGAUGACGGUGCUGGAACCAUGGAAGAGGACUAUCUCGCCUGGAAGGAACCCAUGUGGAAGGCUUUGGCGGAAGAGAUGGGCCUUGAAGAGAGAGAGGCUAUCUAUGAACCUACCUUCAGCGUCAUUGAAGAAGCGGACUUGAACACCGAAUCGGAGAAUGUCUAUCUCGGCGAGCCAAACUCUUCUCACCUCAAGGGUCGAGGCCAGGGACCUUACAACGCCCAUAACCCAUUUCUCUCACCCAUUGUGGAGUCUCGCGAACUGUUCUCCGUCAAAGACCGUAACUGCCUGCACAUGGAAUUCGACAUCAAGGGAAGCCAGCUCAAUUACCAGACCGGUGACCACAUCGCUAUCUGGCCCACCAAUGCCGGCCAGGAAGUCGACCGUUUCCUCAAGGUGUUUGGUCUGGAAGAAAAGCGUCAUACCGUCGUCCGUGUUAAGCCUAUCGAUGUCACUGCCAAAGUCCCGUUCCCCCAGCCAACCACCUAUGACUCCGUGGUCAGAUACUACAUUGAAACCUGCGGCCCCGUAUCGCGACAGUUCAUCUCCCAGCUCGCUGCAUUCGCUCCGGAUGAAGAGACCAAGAAGAAAAUGAUCCGCAUUGGUGAAGAUAAAGACGUUUUCUCUGACAAGGUGUCUGCCUUCUACUUUAACAUCGCCCAAGCUCUGCAAUCCUUCACCGAUAAGCCCUUUACCGCCGUCCCAUUCUCCCUGCUCAUCGAAGGUAUCCCCAAGAUCCAGCCAAGAUACUAUUCCAUUUCUUCGUCGUCUAUAGUCCAGAAGGAAAAGAUCAGCAUCACUGCUGUUGUUGAAUCGUUACGUGUCCCCGGUGCCGGCCAUGUUGUCAAGGGUGUAACAACCAACUACCUUCUUGCUUUGAAACAGAAACAGCAUGGCGAGCCCAACCCAGAUCCAUUCGGUCUGACUUAUGCCAUCUCUGGACCACGCAACAAAUACGAUGGCUUCCAUGUCCCUGUACAUGUGCGUCACUCCAACUUCAAGCUCCCGUCCGAUCCUUCGAAGCCAAUCAUCAUGGUUGGUCCUGGUACCGGUGUCGCUCCAUUCCGUGGUUUCAUCCAGGAACGAGUCCAUCAGGCUGAAAAGGGCGAGACUGUCGGCCCUACUAUCCUUUUCUACGGCUGCCGUAAGAGCACAGAGGAUUUCCUUUACAAGGAAGAGUUCGAGGAGGUGUCCAAGAAACUCGGUGAUUCCUUCAAGCUUAUCACUGCUUUCUCCCGUGAGACCUCUCAGAAGGUAUAUGUCCAACACCGUCUCAAGGAACACGCCGAGCUAGUUAGCGAUCUACUCUCCAAGAAGGCAAACUUCUAUGUCUGCGGAGAUGCAGCCAACAUGGCUCGAGAAGUCAACGUUGUCUUAGGCCAGAUCCUCGCUGAGCAACGAGGCCUGAAACCCGAGAAGGGUGAGGAACUCGUCAAGCAUAUGCGAAACACCGGCUCGUACCAGGAGGACGUCUGGUCGUGAGCAUCAUCUAACCGCCACUAUCUACCUCAUUAUCUUAUCCUUUACCGCCACCUACUAACCGACUUGCAUAUUCCAUACUUCCGUACCUUCAUCAUGCUCAGAUGGGCAGAUUAAUACCUCUAGGUGUCAGGAAAGAGAAUUAAAAUAAAGAUAAGAGAAAAAGGAACAGGGAAGGUCUGUCUCAUUAGAAUUUGCGAUUUAGGUUCUUGCUGGGGUCUGUCUGGACUGUUGAUUUUCUUCCCGCCGGGUCUUCCGAGCAAACGGCCUGUUUUCAUCCUCCCUUCUCAUUCUUGGCCUUCGCUGUCUACUAUCCCCUAAGUUGCUAAUAUUUGCUUUCUUUAUUGAUGCUUGACUUUGGAUAGAUCGUCUUCCUCUCCUUUUCCCUCUUUCCCCCUUUUUUUUACGUUUACUAGACUAUUAGUUCAUGAGUGAUGACGAAGAAGCAUAUACAGACAGGACUAUAUAUCACCUUUCUAAAUAACUUUUCAGAGUAGCGGUUAUUCUUGAACGUCGUAAUAUUGUGGCUGGCUGGACGAACAUACAUCAGAUGGUGUCCUUUGAUAGAUCGAUUAUUAUCCCUUGGCUGGCGCUUGGUCUUUGUCAAUGCAUGUUAGCUAGUCCUUGAGAAGGCAGUAUCUCAACUCCUGAUGAAGCCGUUGAAUCUGAUGCCGGUGUCUGCUAGCAAAAAUUUGGCUGACUAGUUCGUUAGUUAAGCUCGCCAAGGCGGAAUCCUCCGUCCUACGCGGAAUGCAUUCUCAGCCUCUUGUUUUCUUCUUUCCUACGUUUCUUCUCUGCGUUUGUUAGUUAUUGAUUUCUGGUGUCCGAGUGAGACUGGCUGAUAUAUGGUAGGCGUGCUAAUAAUUUACUGCUCUAGCCCAAGAUUCAGCCUUUGGUAACUCAUAAAAGAGUUGACUUAGCUCAAGGCUAACCAAGAUAGCUAACUACUGAGUUAUCCUCGUAUACCCAUCGCUAAGGAUCGUUAUCAAUAUACAUACCAACCAAGAGCCCGGCGGCAGAGCUGCUCUCCUAGAACCGCAGAUAGCAUACCCAUAUUAUGUAAACAUCUAGCAACGACUAUACAUAUAAAUGUCAACAAUGCUUUCUCCUGCUUGUUCAUUCAUCUAGCCUGCUUUCAACAUGGCCCUGUGAACUUGAUAUACCCUAGAUACCACCACAAUAACAUGGGGCUGUCCUGGCCUCCAAUACCAUCCUAUUGAAAUGGAACUGCCACAGAAUAUCAUGUCUCUUUAUCCAGGCUUAUUCUGCCCUCUAUUCAGGCACCUUCUGGCUGUCCUGCCAGCAGAGAUGCAUUUGCUAUGCGGCAUCCACUUCGACGAUACAGGCACUAUCAGACUGCUUCCGUCUGAUCUCACAGUCACUGCUAGCUCAUAUAUAUAGACCCUCCAGCUUUCUUUCUUCCCUUCUUCUUUUUUCUCUUUCUUCUCUUCUCUUCACAAUCACAAUCUUCUUCUUCUUCUUCUUCUUC